UUUAGCCGAGUAAAGCGAGCAUCGUAGCCUGUUGCGCCGUAGCGGCGUAGCGCCGUAGCGAGCGUAGCCAGUUGCCAAGCGUGAGUCUUUCCGCCCGCCCGCUACGCCGCUCUCUAACCUACGUUCGUAUUCUAAAUUUAAAUUUUCGAAAAGUGCUUUUGUUCUUUUGCUGAAAGUGUUUUUUUCUUUAGUGCGGUACGAUUUCUUUGCGAAUGUAUGUUUUUGAAACUUUGGUUGAUAGUGUUUAGUUUUUAAUGAAUUAAUUAUGAACUGAUUUGGAAGUUUUUCUGAUUAAUGGACGUGAGCCGCGAUCACACGAUGCUUCCGGACGGGAGCCGGACGGCGGGCAUCCGUCAGGCCGGGGCCUUAUCUCGCAAGACUCCAGGCGUUUGAGGCGUCCGGCAGAUAACCGUAGACAAUAAUAGAGCCUUCGAUACCAUAAUGAACUCGACGGAAAGCCUCGACGUCAAUAGAUCUACACCGAUAUACACCAUCGGCACGACUUUUAUUACACAGUGGAAACUGUUAAAACUGAAACAACGCACGUGCCUCCCGACCGACAGUCCCAGCGAGUGCCAGAAUAUCUACCUCCUCAACGGGUCUAACUACUCCGACGUAUACUACUAUAACAACUCCUUGGACAGCAACGGGCUGGAACCAAUACUCCCACCAUUCCCACUGUGGCUGGCCGCGAUCUUCGCCACCUGCCUUCUGCUGGUCAUCCUGCUGACAGUCAGCGGCAAUGUCCUGGUGCUCAUGGCGUUCCUUGUUGACCGAACUAUUCGGCAGCCCAGCAACUACUUCAUCGCCUCGCUCGCUGCUACAGAUCUGCUCAUAGGUACAAUAUCCAUGCCAUUUUACACAGAUUACGUUUUGAAAGGCUACUGGCAUCUCGGCCCACUAUUGUGCGAUCUCUGGCUAUCCGUUGACUACACCGUUUGUCUAGUAUCACAAUACACCGUGCUCCUUAUUACUGUAGACAGAUUCUGCAGCGUUAAAAUAGCAGCUCGAUACAGGGCCUGGAGAACUAAAAACCGAGUCAUUUGGAUGGUGACAGUCACCUGGAUUAUACCAGCCUUACUGUUCUUUACAACAAUUUUUGGAUGGGAACAUUUCAUCGGCUACAGGGAUUUGCAAGAAGGAGAAUGCGCUGUACAGUUCCUAAAGGAUCCCAUUUUUAACACAGCUUUAAUUAUCGGAUAUUACUGGACUACAUUGAUUGUCCUAAUCGUGCUAUACGCGGGAAUAUUUAAGACUGCUUAUGAUAUGCAAAAGAAAAGUGAGGCGAAACAAAGAAAGAUGCAAUCUAUGGUAGCUUUGAGUGCAGGUGUCAUGUCAGGAAUGGCUGGACGCGCUGCAGGCAUGGCGGCACUUUCUAAAGCCACAAUUUCUAGUGAAGACCAAAUGAAGGUAUCCGAGUCUAUAAGAAAAGAUUCAACUUCUAAAGGAUCUUUAGCAGCACCUUUGCUUACACUUGGGGGAUCAACUGAUUCUAAUUCUAGUCAAAAAUCAUCCGCUCACAAAAGUAGCGCUACUGUUACUGCCACAUCAACAACUGCUGAAUCGGACGGAGAUAAGAAAGAAGAUCAAGUGGAAGCAGAAAGGUCUAGUAGUCCCGCUUUCGACUCCGAUGAUGAAAGCACAACUCAAACCAACAUCAAAAAGCGACCGUCUGUAGCCAACCUCGUGAUGCAAACCGGAGCGCUUCAACUGCUCAACAACAUGCGAAUGAACGGCGGAAUGUUAAUCAAACCAGAUUCAAAACAAACCGCUGUAACUAAACAAGAACUUGAUAAACCUAAAUCAUCUCUGUCACAGAUAUCCGAAAAAAGUUUACUUGACACUGACAACCCUGAUACGUCUCAGACUGGACCAGCCGUACAAGCGCCGACAGUGCCUCCGUCAAACACUAGUGUCACCACACCGACGUCUUCAGGUAUUGCUACGCCGUCUGAACAACGAGAAGUAUCGACUACUAUUGCUCAAAGAAUUAUACCUCCACCUUCUGAGUUCAGGUGCAGCCCUUCUGUCUCCGAAAGCCCUCCGUCUUAUUCCGAAUCCUCUCGAACAAGAACUGUUAGAGUAGUAAGAGAUGGCAAUACUUAUGACGUGCUAGUCGGAAUGGACGGCGCUGAUUUAAGAUAUAUGGAUGAGAGCUCCAUCGUGAUUCCUACACCGACUAACGAAAGUCCGCCCUCUUCUGUGACGUUUCCAACUGCAACUGAACCUUCAUCUCCACCAACUUUGAAUAGUGCAACCAAUGUAACUAAUACUUCCCUUUUGCAAGCAGCUCUUAUUAGAGCUACAGCGGAGGCCAAAGCGCCUGCUCCUAAAACAAGCUUUUCACCGCCACCGCCUAUAAAAGUAAACACAGAAGUAAGUUUGACGACGGGAGAGCGACCCAAACCAGUGAUCACUUUAGUGUCAACGUCUUCCAAUAAUAACGAGCAGCAGUCACCGAAGCGGCCUGAACUUAUCUCGCCAUUGAAACUAAACGCUUGCAUAAUGCCGGCCGUGGAAAACAGCGAAGCGUCUAGCCCCGCCGUUACUGGGUCAGGCCGUGGCGACUCGAAGAAAGAGUUUGUUAAAAACAUUGGAAAGAAAUUAAAAGUUAAACGUUCGAAGCGCGACGGCCUAUUCCCGAGCAUCGGGCGGCAGAAGUCGAAGUCGGAAAACCGGGCGAGGAAGGCGUUUAGGACCAUUUCGUUUAUUCUCGGCGCGUUCGUGGUAUGUUGGACGCCUUAUCACAUUUUAGCUUUAGUGGAAGGUUUCUGCACAGAUCCGCCCUGUACGAACAAGCAUUUAUACAUGUUCACGUACUUUUUGUGCUACGCUAAUAGUCCUAUUAACCCUUUCUGCUAUGCCCUUGCUAACCAGCAAUUCAAAAAGACCUUCACGAGACUCCUCCGGGGUGAUUUCCACAUCACCUAGUCCAUGUAUGUGGGGCAUAAGGCGUGAAUUUACCAACCCCCGGGCUACACGCGCACAAUUUUGAAUGACUAUUCAAAUGUUGUUUAUGAUAAGACAAUACUGUAUUUUAAAUUCAGUAAGAAUGCUUUCAGUGUAUAGAAUGAGAUAUGUAGAAAGUGUUUUAAGAUGUAUAGGCUUUUUGAAAGCCAAACAACUGAUAUUAACUGUAAAUAUUGUAUUCGUUGGUAAGUUAAUUUCAGUCGUAAAGUUCAGAACUGACAAUAAAAUGUUAGAAUGUGUAUAUAAUAGUUGUAGUGAUGUAUGUAUGUAAUCUUCAAGUCUCUUUAUAAUUCUAGCUAAGAACAUAACAAUAAUCACUUUAAGUGUUGCUAAGCCGUUGUAAAAACAUAGUAAGUAUUUAUAUCAAAAUGAUGUAUAUGAUCGACCGUUUUAAAUUCAAAGUCUGUAUUGUUAUGUGGCUAUAAAUUCGGAAUGUUUUCUAAUUCUAUAACGAAAAAAACUUAAGAUUUUUUAAUGAACAACUAACUGUUAUGAAUCGACAUUUUCAGAUAUUAUAAUGAUUAAAUUUAAAUAAUUAUAUUAUUGUAGAAGGUAUUAAGGUUAGGUAAGACAACAUAGUUUAUUUUGCUCGGGGUAAGACAAACAGUAUGAGGAUUCCAUACAAGUGAUAGUCUUACCACGGUGAUAGUCUUACCCCACCUCAUCUUAUAUGUAUUUUUUUUUUACAAUUUUUUUAAUAGCCACAUUACAAACAGCGGAACGCUUAAAAGCUUUAAGCACGAGCCCAGCUAAAGUUUUUCAGCGUCAAAAAUAAAAUAGUCAAUUAUCUGUUAGUCUAAGCAUUGUUAGUACUAAGGGCCUAAACCGUUUCUAUAAAUUGUAGACUCGAUAUUUAUAGAUUCUAGGUUUUAUGUAAUCAGAAAUACAGAAAAGAGUUGAUCAAAAGGCAGCAAGCAAGUGAUAAUAUUAUAUUUGGAAAAUCAAAUAAAAUGUCAAAUCUACGCUUACUCGAUGAUUAUAUUUGGCGUUCUGUCAGAAAAGAAUCCUUAUGCUUCAUAUGCAAUACGGACGUUUCUAUCAGAAUUUCAUAUGGAAACCUUUUUGCACUUCAAGCAUAAGGACCCUUCAACAUACAUUUAUUUAAUAAACUCUGCUGUGCACAUUUUAACAGACGUUGAGAAAGGAUUUUUUUCUACGAAAAAAGUUGGCUAAGUUAAUAAAGAAAAUAUUUUAUUAUAAACAAAUUAAUUAACGUUUUGUUUCCUUAAACUAUGAAUUAUGAGUAGGUACUUACAUGUACAGUAUGAAUUUGGGAGAUAGUAGAAAAAACACAUCAGAAGUUAAAAAUGUAAGGUCAAUGCGGGUAAGUGUGUUUAGGGGUUAAGUGUGGCUGGCCUUUAUAUUGGGGCCUGUUUACAUAUUUAUUAGUGUUUAUUGCGAGUUCAUACACUUGCAACCAAACGUAAGUAGCAUGGCUAGCUGCACUUACCCGUAUUGAAUUUAUUUGUAUUGCAUUUAACCAAAUACUUUAACAAAUGCAAAAAAAAAUAAUUUGAUCAUUUUACACUUUUUGAGUUCAGAGAAUCUCAAUGUUUUAAUUGAGAUUGUGUUAUUUAUUAAUUUACUUAGAAUACUUGCAUGUCUUAGAUUUGUAUAUUAGCCUUGCCUUUCGUAGUACAAUGUACAAUAGUAAUUCAGUGUCAAAAUAUGUAUGAUCCUAAACAGUAUUUUUAUAAUAGUGCCCUGUAGCCACCAUACCUAUAGGUCGUAUAUAAAUUGUCACAUCAAUAUGAAAGACAAAAGUGAAAUGACAUUAGUUAGAGUUAUCGGAAAAUUACUGAAAAAUAAAGUUAGAUUAAUAAAAUAUGAUUUGAAUGAAAAGAUAAAUAGUUUAAUUGUAUGUAAUUAAAAUCAAGUACACAUUUUUCAAGCUUUUGUAUUCAGCUGUAUUAUGUAAAUGUUAGUCUUUCAUACAAUAAUUUCUUUUUUUUGUAAUUGUAUUAAGUACAACAUUUUGCCCACUAUUUGCCACGCCCUACUCUUUUGAUUAUACUUCAAUUGUUUGUGAUAAUAGGUAAUAUAAGCAAGAACUUUAAAAGGUUAUUCAAAUUAUACAUGAUCUUAAUUCAUUAGAAAAAAAAAGAUGCUGGUUUACGACAGAUAAUAUUAAAAGAAGUAUUGAAUUUUUUUCAUAUAUUUUUUAAUAAUGAUCUAAAGUUGUGUUGUUUGUUGUUAAUACAUAUAUAUUUAUCAAAAUUAUGUAUAAAGAAUCUUUGUUUAUACCUAUAUAUUUUUCCAUAUUUGUUAUAUUUAAUUCAAUUUAGUUACGAGAUUAAUAUAUAAUAUAUAUUUUAUUUACAAAAUAAUAGACAUUUUAUAGAAAUAAUGUUUACAAUAUAAUAGACUGUUUUAGAUGAAAAUAACUAUUAUUUGUUCGGUGUUGUCAAAUGGAUGAAGUUAACAUAGAAGUUUUUUUUUUGACAGACUGUUAAUAUUCAAUUUGAACUGUUUGUAAUAAAAAAUGGAAGACAGUUAUUCAGAAUAAAACAGAAUAGUAAUGAUGUGUUUAGUUUCAUUCACAAUCAUUUAUUGAAAAUACAAAAUAAAAAACAACUUAAUACAAUAUCAAUCCAUUCCGCAGGCUUCGCCAUAGUUAAAAAAAAAAAUUUCUAACAUUUAAGCAUAGAUUUGUAACGUAGGAACUUGUUUCAACGGAAAACUUAUAUUUAUUUACUAUAAUAAGGAGUUAUUCGUCUUUCAUCAAACAAAAUGAGCAAUAACAGCUUUCGUGACGGCUAAUAGAAACUAAAGCAAAGAAAUAAUGUGAAAGAAAAUGGCCAAGAAGUAAUAAUUGUCGUAGCGUGAUAGUUUCGUGCCUACCGCCAUUAGGCCGAGAAUAAACGAAGGUACCCGAUUUUUGCCGAGGCUGCGACCUUGGCAAACGCGGGUAAAGAAAGGA
This is a messenger RNA of Cydia fagiglandana, 5890 nucleotides long. RefSeq names its product muscarinic acetylcholine receptor gar-2 (gene mAChR-B). Gene Ontology annotation, biological process: synaptic transmission, cholinergic; G protein-coupled receptor signaling pathway, coupled to cyclic nucleotide second messenger. The transcript is spliced from 6 exons. Bases 442 to 2931 code for a protein of 829 amino acids. Gene Ontology annotation, cellular component: plasma membrane; dendrite. Gene Ontology annotation, molecular function: neurotransmitter receptor activity; G protein-coupled serotonin receptor activity. Lineage: Eukaryota; Metazoa; Arthropoda; Insecta; Lepidoptera; Tortricidae. The record is from RefSeq and is a predicted model, not a curated record.